Molecule: messenger RNA, 3783 nt
Organism: Angiostrongylus costaricensis
Lineage: Eukaryota; Metazoa; Nematoda; Chromadorea; Rhabditida; Metastrongylidae
Source: the annotation of a GenBank genome assembly
AAACGCCCAAUCUAUCCAGUUGUUGGAAAAGAUGGCAGUCCGUUACCCACACAUGUAUCCGGUGCUUAUAUUGACAAGGGCGGAAGAAUCAUUCCAACUGAUGCAAGCGGAAAGCCACUUCGAGCGGAUGGAUCCCUGCUUCCUACCGACGCAUCCGGCAAUUAUGUAGCGAGUCCACAUUGGGAAACUUUUGGUAUAGUGCUACCAACUGAUGAAAGAGGCAACGUUAUCUACCCUGUAACCAAGCCUGAUGGUUCUCCACUUCCCACGGACAUAUCUGGAAACUUUGUUACUGACGAAGGAACCAUUGUUGAAAAGGACGAGGAAGGCAGACCAAUUGGACCUCACGGACAUGUGUUGCCAACGGAUGAGACGGGGAACUACAUCUAUCCCGUUGUUGGACCUGACGGAAGCCCACUCCCAACAGACAUUCACAAACGCCCAAUCUAUCCAGUUGUUGGAAAAGAUGGCAGUCCGUUACCCACACAUGUAUCCGGUGCCUAUAUUGACGAAGAGGGAAGAAUCAUUCCAACGGAUGCAAGCGGAAAGCCACUUGGAGCGGAUGGAUCCCCACUCCCGACAGACGCAUAUGACAAUUAUGUAACGGGUCCACAUUUGGAAACAACUGCUAAGGUGUUGCCAACCGACGAAAGCGGCAACGUGAUCUUCCCUGUCACCGAACCUGAUGGCUUACCACUUCCUGUUGACGCAUCAGGAGACUUUAUCACUGAUCAACCUAUGGUUCUUGAAAAAGGUGAAGACGGAAAACCAUUGGGACCUGAUGAACAAGUGCUACCUCGCUAUGUUGUAGUGACCGAAGACGGUCGUCCACUUCCGACUAAUGAGUAUGGUAAUUCGAUUGACCAAAAUGGAGUUCCUAUUCCCACUGAUUACGUUGGGAGACCAUUAGGCCAUAGCAAGACACCACUUCCGACGAAUGCAUAUGGAGAAUACGUCAUGGUGCCCAGCCGACGGCAUUCAAGUCAUUGCAUCGUUUCGUCCCACAUUGAGUUGGUGGUUAUUCUUGAUACUUCGAACAGUAUCAAGGUUCUUGAUUAUCGCAUCAUGAAGGAGCUACUAAAGAACUUUUUAGUCGAUCAUUUUGACAUGACAAAGAACAAAGUUCGUGUUGGCGUCGUGAAAUACGGAGAGACUGCAGAAAUACCAAUUUCUCUUGGAGAUUACGACGACAUAGACGAGCUUUUGCACCGAAUCAGCGAUACAAGGCGGGUUAAGGGGAAGCCUAUGCUUGGAUUAGCGCUUAAGGAGGCUGCUGGAGAACUUCUAAUCUCGGGCUCUGAAAACAUUCCCAAAUUCCUGCUACUUCUUAAAAACGGUGCAUCAUUAGAUCCAGUGCAGGAAGCCGCUGAGACGUUGACGAAGGACAUCGGUGCUCACAUGUUCGUAGUGGAAGCAGGCGAUGAUGAAAGUUCUUCUCAGGACUCCCAACUUACCGCCGACGAUAGAGUGAUUCGCAUUCCACAAUGGCAUGGAACAGAUUCGGAAACGCUGGGCCCCAUUGCUGAUGCCAUUUGCAAGAUAGCUCCAGCAGAUCCUUCACGUCAAAUCACAUGGCCAGUUAGAAAAACAACUAUGCCAUCAUUCGUAACUGUUCGUUCAUGUAAUCAGAUAGAUUACCCAGCAGACGUCAUUAUCAUGCUGGACUCGUCAGAGAACUUCUCUGCGGAGGAAUUCUAUGCAAUGAAAGAAAGUGUAGCAGAACUGGUUGAUGCUGGAUUUGAUCUCGCCCCAGAUGUUGUGAGGAUCGGUUUCAUAAUCUACAGUGAUAAAGUAGCCGUUCCUGUAGCUUUGGGUCACUAUGAGGACAAGAUUGACUUAAUCCAACAAAUUUCUGACACUACGAAGAUUAACGACGGAAUUGCGAUUGCUUUAUACGGCCUCAAUGCGGCGAGACAACAAUUUCAACUUCACGGCAGAGAUAAUGCCACUCGCAUAGUGAUAAUGAUAACAAACGGAAGGAACAGGGGAAACGCAGCGCCAGCAGCUGAAGAUCUUCGAGAAAUGUACGGCAUUCAACUGUUCAUACUUGCGGUCAGUGCGGAUGAGGAGGGUCUGAAUACGCUUAAACGCAUAGCUGGGAAAGAAUACCCAAAUCGCGUCUAUGAGGUGGCAACAGCUUUUGAGCUCGAUGAACAAGCAGCCACAAUUAGUCGCCAUCUUUGUGACUACACUACCCCUGCUAACGGUAUUCAUCCCACGGAGCCCACAAUUCGGCGGACGACAAAGAGAGAUGUGCAGUCCUCUAAUGCCAUUUCACGUCCAUCGAGUAACAUACGCUCGCUAAAAUACUCUCCACUCUGCAGUGACGGUAUUAAACGACCAUAUCAGAUUAAUAUUCUCAUUGAUGUGACCGCUCGAUCAUCUGCAGAGGAUUUCCGCCUCGUUAUGGACCACCUCUCUUUGUUCUUCCAAAGACGCUUCGCUCCUGAUGAUACCAUGCUACAAUUCAAUUUAAUGACUAUCAGUAGUCAAAAAGUGCUUGAUGCCCGAGCUGGUCUUUCAGUUGGCGAUAUCGUGUUCGCCCUGAAUGAUGUCGUACAGGACAGUGAUGAUGUAGAAUCGGCGAAAUUAGGAGUCGGCAUCGAUAGUCUUGUGGAGAUGUCUAAUGACAACUAUAUAAAAGGAUCGUAUAAGAUAAUGCUCAUCAUUAGUGCUGACAGCACCAGCAGUGAUUCGGCUCUUCCAUCAGCAGAGUUCGCAGCUGGUGACUUCAGUAACAACAUCAUCGGUUUGUCUGUUAGAAAACCGUCGACGAAUCUGCUCACAAACAUGGCUGGUGCGGGCACGAGAGUGAUUCAUCUAGACUGGACAUCCCCGAAUGAGCUGUUCAACAGCUGGCUUGUUUAUGCUAUUUGCGACUAUGUCACUGCGAGCACAGCGAAGGUCACUUCACCAUCGACUAGAGCAAAAGCCGUGUUAACACGCAGAACUACUCGUAAGCGUUCAGCACUGCUUUUUGCUUUUGCUGAGCAAUCAACUAUGAAUUACACUAUUCUUUAUACUCACGACUACUCAAUUCCUACCGACCACUGGCAGAAACUGUCCGCCACCUGUAGGGACAGUUUUGGAACAGUCAUAGAGAAUCUGCCAACGGAUCACGUAUACACAGUCUGUGUGACGGCAUCUAAUGCAAAACUUAAUAGCUCAGUUCCUUUACCUGAAAACGAGAACUGUGCUCAAGCCACACUAAACAAAAACACCACAGCGCCUGAUGUUUAUCAGCCAGUGGAAAUAGCUCCAUGUAAUUGCCUGUGUGAUCACGGAAAGGCAGUACUAAAGCCGUCGUGCGACUACUCUAUUGACACAUAUCGUCCGAUGACUACUCUUCCACCGGCGACUGAAGAGGAAUGUCCUUGCAAGGUCAACGCACAUGCGGGCAGGUGUCCACCUGGAUAUGUCCUCAAAAGAGGACAGUGCUACGAUGUGGACGAAUGCGCUGUGAACAAUGGUGGUUGUUCACAUGGAUGCGUUAACACUCCUGGCGGACAUUAUUGUGCAUGCCCUUACGGAAUGACUAGAGAUCCGUUGGACACCAACACUUGUGUGAAUGCAGCCAAUGCAUUUGAUCGAAUAGCUCAGCUUUUGGCGCAUUAUCUCCACGCCAAUGCUAAACAAGCAGCUGGGAAAUUGGAAACUGCUGGACAAUCGCAGCAAAAGACGAAGUAUAAGGCUACGAUCAAGUCCGCUGACGACAAAGCCAUCACAUUCGAGUGGUCCGCCGUGCCAGCGAUGGUACGCCGAGCCUUCAGAUGGCUCUUUUAA